AUGGAUUCAGACCGUAAAUAUCAAGCUAAAUGUGUGAAAAGCAAUCAUCUAAGUCGUCCAUUCUGUAAAAGCACCAUUACAAUUGACUCGGCAAAUGGUAUAGGCAAUUUUGGCUGGUUUAGACCUGAAGAUCAGAGAAGGAAUCUUGAGAUAAAAUUAACUUCCAGAACGCAUUCUUCGUUUGUGAAAGGUCGAGAGGGCGAAAGUAUCCCGGAACAGAUUUUCCAGAGUAUUUUUGGGAGUGCUUUCCCCUGUGGAACAUGUGACUUCAGCAACUGGCGUUCAGUCGUAAACGCUAUUCCCGUCUCAUUGACCACUGGGUACCGUCUCUUCUCCGCUAUUGCAGCCUAUCCCAUCUCUGUUGCUCACAGUUCCCUCCGUGCCCCCAAAGAGUACCAUGACGUCCUGUCUUCUUCUAGUCGUUUAGCAUUUCUGAGUUCAUGCCCCAUGUCCGUGCCGCCAUUAUUUCAGAAUACCCAAUUCCCUUAUCUACGUGUCAUUAUCAAUACGUGCAGUGUUGUCUAA
Molecule: messenger RNA, 525 nt
Organism: Echinococcus granulosus
Lineage: Eukaryota; Metazoa; Platyhelminthes; Cestoda; Cyclophyllidea; Taeniidae
Exons: 5
Coding region: 1-525 (174 amino acids)
Source: RefSeq, a predicted model, not a curated record